Molecule: messenger RNA, 5199 nt
Organism: Saccoglossus kowalevskii
Lineage: Eukaryota; Metazoa; Hemichordata; Enteropneusta; Harrimaniidae
Product: protein scribble homolog
Biological process (GO): neurotransmitter receptor transport postsynaptic membrane to endosome; establishment or maintenance of epithelial cell apical/basal polarity; neurotransmitter receptor transport, endosome to postsynaptic membrane
Cellular component (GO): basolateral plasma membrane; adherens junction; postsynaptic membrane
Molecular function (GO): protein kinase binding
Source: RefSeq, a predicted model, not a curated record
AAUUCUGACGUCAUACGGGCGGACAUCUUGUCGGUUUGCAGUCCUCAGUUAUGUCUUCAUAGGAGUGGUACGUAAACUUUCGAGGGGAAACAGUACUUGUGUCUUGUUUUUGCAUCGUUUUUGCGCGCCGAUCGAGCCCAUGUGAGUCUGAGGAAAUACCCUAGGAAUACUUGCCACCGGAAUUUCGUCAAUCAUGUUUCGCUGUAUCCCUUUAUUCCGUGCCUGCAACAGGCAGGUGGAUAUUAUUGAGCGGCGACACUGUAAUCUCACCAUGAUACCGGACGAUGUAUACCGCUAUGCACGGAGUUUAGAAGAACUUUACCUCGAUGCCAACCAGCUCAGGGAAUUAAAUAGGCCUUUCUUUCGCUUAUUGAAUAUCCGCAAACUCGGACUAAGUGACAAUGAAAUUGAAGCAUUGCCCCCUGAAGUCGGAAACUUCAUGAACCUGAUCGAGCUUGACAUAAGUCGAAACGAUAUUAUGGAGAUUCCUGAAAAUAUAAAAUUCUGUAAAAAAUUACAAGUCUGCGAUUUUAGUGGAAACCCAAUUUCAAAGUUACCAGACGGUUUUACGCAGCUCCGUGACCUCACACACCUCUGUUUAAAUGACGUCUCCCUCACAAGGUUACCACCCGAUAUAGGAAGUUUAUCUAAUUUAAUUACUUUAGAAUUACGAGAAAAUCUGUUGAAAUUUUUGCCAACUUCGCUGUCAUUCCUGGUAAAGCUGGAACAGUUAGAUUUAGGAAGCAAUGAACUUGAAGAAUUGCCGGAAACAUUAGGUGCUCUGCCCAAUUUAAUGGAACUAUGGCUGGAUUGCAAUGAAUUAACAGAACUGCCAGCAGAAAUUGGUAAUUUGUCAAAGCUAAUGUGUUUAGAUGUUUCUGAGAACCGACUGGAAAGCCUACCAGAGGAGAUUGGCGGCUUAGGAAAUCUGACAGACCUCCAUCUUUCACAGAACUGUAUAGAAAGACUACCUGAGGGAAUCGGCAAUCUUAAACAAAUGACGAUAUUGAAAAUUGACCAGAACAGACUUGUUGCCUUGACGGCGGCAAUAGGAAGCUGUGAGUGUCUACAAGAGUUAAUUUUAACGGAGAAUCUUUUACAAGAACUGCCAGCCACUAUAGGGCUCCUGAAAAAAUUAAAUAACUUGAAUGUUGACAGAAAUCGACUCAAAUCAGUCCCGAUUGAGCUGGGGCGAUGUCACAAAUUAGGAGUGUUGUCUUUAAGGGAAAACAUGUUGACUGAAAUUCCGUCAGAAAUAGGAAGUUUAAAAGAGCUGCACGUUCUCGACUUAUCUGGAAACCGAAUAGAAUAUCUACCGCUGAGAAUUGCGCAGUGUAAUCUCAAGGCAUUGUGGUUAUCAGAAAACCAGGCUCAGCCAAUGCUAAACUUCCAAACAGAAGAAUUAGAAGGUUCAAAGAAGAAAGUUUUGACUUGUUUUUUACUGCCACAGAGAGGACCGUCUGAGAGUAUGGGCCCCCCAUCUUAUCACUCGGAUGACGAUGCCAAACAGGAAAUCGUUUUGCACGAGCCAUUAGAACAGCAUACCACAGAGAAUCUUUUGCGGGACAGCAUUGGUGGCGACAGUCGGCUCAGCUGGUCUGAUCAUGGUGCCGAUAGGGUGCAAUUCACAGAUGGUGGAGAAAUUGACAGUAACAAAUUGAGUAAUUUUGUCCGCCAUGACACACCUCACCCCAGAGAACUCAAGGCACGUCAUGCCAAGUUGCGCGGGAAAGCAAUAGACAGUCCGACGCAUAAAGAUGGAUUCAGUAAAGAGGAACACCGACUCAGUACAUCAUCAAGAGCCAGCGACCAAUCAUCAGCCAGCGAGACGCAUGCAAGAGCCACAUCCCCCACAUGUUCCGUUACCAUGGAUUUACAUCAUAAAAUGGACGAGGAGAAAGAUAAUAAUCCAUCCGUCACCACCACAACCCCGGCUUCCCCUGGGACUAAAUCAGCCUUGCGACGUAAACUAACCCCUCAAUUUCCCAAGUACGAUGUCCACAGUGACGAGGUUAUUAUCAAUAUUCAUCGGCAAGCUGGUGGCCUGGGAAUCAGCAUAGCUGGUGGCAAAGGGUCAACACCAUUCAAAGGAGAUGACGAGAGUAUAUUUAUAUCCAGAGUUGCCGAAGAUGGUCCCGCAGCUAAAGCUGGUGUGAGGAUGGGAGAUAAACUGAUUUCUGUAAAUAAUGUAAAUUUGUUAAAUGCCGACCAUCUGAUUGCUGUUGAUGCACUUCGAAAGAGUGGUAACACCGUCAGAAUGGCUGUGUCUCGGGAAGUUUACACACCCUCUGAAGAACCGCCACCUGUUGAGAAAAAAAGUCAAGUUUCAUUUGCACCGGAACCAGAGGUGCAGGUUGUAAUGGACAAAUUAACCAUCACGCUGAAUCGUGAUGAGAAAGGUGGUUUGGGUUUCAGUAUUGCUGGAGGCACUGGAUCAACGCCGUUCAGGGGAAAUGAUGAAGCUAUCUAUAUAUCAAGAAUUGCAGAAGGUGGUAAAGCUGACACUGAGGGCAUACUUCAAAUAGGAGACAAAAUAAUUGCAAUCAAUUCCGUUGAUGUGACCGAUGCCAGGCACGAUCAAGUCGUUUCCUUACUGACAUCAUCAAAUCAAAUAUCGUUGACGAUAUUGAGGGAGUCUGUUGAAGUCAAAGAACCCGAAAUUCAAGUUAAACAAUCACAACCUGUUGAGGUUGCCAUGGUGAAUCAUAUCGAAAAUGGUGAUGAUGAGGAAGAGGAGGACGAGGAGGAUGAAGAUGAGAAACCUGAGACGCCAGUUUUCGAAGAAGAGGAGGUUGUGUUAGUUCGACAAGGCGGUCCACUUGGGUUAAGUAUCGUUGGCGGUAGCGACCACUCAAGUCAUCCGUUCGGUCAAGAUGAGCCAGGAAUAUUUAUAUCAAAGAUUGUGCCUGAUGGUGCUGCUGCUAAGACGCCACUCAGGAUAGGCGACAGAAUACUUGAGGUGAAUAACAAAGAUAUGAGGGCAGCGACACAUCAGUUUGCCGUGUCCGCACUGCUCGAGAACAGACAAAGGAUAGUGUUGCGAGUAAGACACGACCCACCACCGGAAGGACUAGAGGAAGUGUAUAUUCACAAGACUCCAGGCGACAAAUUAGGAAUUAGUAUCCGUGGCGGCAGUAAAGGUCACCCUGGCAACAGUAAAGGUCACCCUGGCAACCCAUUAGACAAGAGUGACGAGGGUAUCUUUAUAUCAAAGGUCAAUUCACAGGGAGCUGCAGGCCGAGACGGACGAUUGAAAGUAGGAAUGAGAAUUUUAGAGGUGAAUAAUCAAAGUUUACUCGGUGCCACACACGCAGAAGCUGUUCGUUCACUUCGCAGUGCAGGAGAGAAACUUAUUGUUUUAGUAUGUGAUGGGUAUGAUCCCAUCAAAGUCGCUGAGUUACACGGUACUGCUGGAGUCAUUUCCAACCCAUUAACAACCAGAACAAGCCAAGAAAGUAUAUGCUCAAUAGACAGAGACACAUCACAGGAAGAUCUCCACGUUAUGAAACAGGAUGCUGACUUCCAGAGGGAGGUGUCUGCUACUUGGGAAAGAGAAGAUCUCAAAAAAUUGGAAGCGCUUCGACGUCAAAGAGAAGAAGAUACAAUCAAGAUAGAAAAAGAAGGGGAUGCAUUUCACCAAGCAUUGGCAGACCGAGGAAUGAUUGUGAAAUUUGACGAUAGAAGUAGCGCUGAGAAUUUGGAUGGAACUUACCAUCGAAGAACAGAAGAUCCACUUGCCAAGAGAAAACAAGGACCUCCCGUCAUGCCAAAACCGGCCAGGCCGCUGCUGGGACCGGUCGGUACCUCAUACGCGGGAUAUUGGAAAGACGAUCCAGAGUACGCUCGUAAAGAAGCUUUGCGCAUUAGUCGUCUGUCCACCGCCUCAACAUUGUCAUCACUUAGCCCUCCUAUUUCACCAGAGCCUCCAAUUGACAACAAAAAUGACCCAAUACCAGAAAAAUUUUCAUUCAGACAAAAACAAAAACAUUUUGAGAAAAAAAUAGAACAACAAGUUCAUCCAGAGUCACUUGACACACAAGCCAAAAAAAUAGCAUUAGUCAGCCAAGAGGAUCUCGCGAAAAUGAGAGAAGAGGAAGAUAAAAAAAUGAUGUCAAUGUCUCAGGAAGAACUCUUACGAUAUCAGAGGGAUAUAGAAUCGCCAGUGACACCCAGUGAGAGGAAUGAAGACAACUCCUUUAAUAGAUCUGGAGAUAGCCUUAAUGCAUCUAUAACUAGCUUUAGCUCAAUCUCUAGUACGCCAAGUGAAGUGCGAACGGCUAAAGCAGAAAAAAGGUAUUUUGAGCGCUUGAAACACGAAGGUGCAGUCAGUCCGAGUAAUAGUAGUAUGACGUCAGUGACCUCUGAAGAAUGUGAAAGGUCGCUGUCUCCUGCGGAAAUGAGGGCCUUACAAGCUGAAAAGAAAGCUGCAUGGAGAGCUGCUAGGAUGAAAUCUCUUGACGAGGACGCUAUGAAGGCACAGAUGGUGAUAGCGAAGUCACAAGAAAUUAUUAAAAAAAGUAGUCAAUCUAGUUUGAAUAGUUUUGGUACUGGUAGAAAAACACCAGAACCCAUGCUUGAUGGCAAAAACUCAGGUGAUAAAAGAGACAUGAAACUCGUAAUAAAUGCCAGAGACGGAGAAACAACGCGAAAAGAACGGUCAAAGGUCAUUGACGAGAAAAUAACACGAAAAACUGAAGAGUACAUUGAUGAGAAAACUGGACAACCGUCUAUAAGAACAGUAGAAGUUGUUGAAACGACGAUUGAGCACGAGAUGGAGACGACAAAACAGAAAAUACUAGAAGUUCAACAAAUAGAAGAUAACAGUGACGGUGGUGGAAGUACCUGUUCUUCCUCCUUUGAAGACAAAGCAUUAGAAAUAAAAAACAAUAUUGUAAACAGUGACAGAAACCAGUAUAUUGAUAAAAAGAUGAAAAGCAAGACCUAGCCGGCCCAUUUUUGUUACAUUAUUUAUUAGUUUUAGGUAGCAAUGUGUAGUUUGAGGGACAGUGGGUGGUUGGUCUGGUAUCAUGGUGUCUUAUUACCUUGCCAUUUGUUGGCAAAAGUUAAUAUGUAAAUUAUUUUUAUGUGGUUAUUAGUUUUAACUUAUGUAACAUGGAAUGUGAUUGGUGAUUUCAUUAGCCAAUCACAUUUGCUGUUUGGUUGACCACCAGUCAUAGUUCAUGUUUCAUGUAGAUAAUA